AUGUUGCAGUCUGUCGACCCGGAGGAACCAGAUGUUGUGGAAAUUGAGUUGAGGCAACGACACAAUCAUCAACUUUCAACAUAUGAAAAGUUUGAAGAAAGACUUACUCAGUUUGAAAAAAUAAUUGGAUCAAUUCAAAAAGAGAUUGCGAGGUUGCUCCUGAACCCGCAACAAGAAGAAGAUCAAGAACAACAUCAACACAAGGCCAAACACAUUUUGAAUCUUUUGCACAACACUAUUCAAGGGGUUCAAAUCAUUGCGGACGGGGUCAGUGCUUUUGAAAGUCAAAUUAGUGAAUUUAACAUCAAGUGGAAGAGCGUUGCUUCCAGGAUCGCGGGUCAUGGAAAAAUAUUUGAGAAACUUGUAGCUGCGUGUGGGGGUAUUAAGGGGGAGACUGAUAGUUAUGGCCCUAAUAGAUCUAUCAGAGCCAAUCAAGAGGCUCUUGCUAGCAAUUGA
Molecule: messenger RNA, 456 nt
Organism: Melampsora larici-populina 98AG31
Lineage: Eukaryota; Fungi; Basidiomycota; Pucciniomycetes; Pucciniales; Melampsoraceae
Exons: 3
Coding region: 1-456 (151 amino acids)
Source: RefSeq, a predicted model, not a curated record